Molecule: messenger RNA, 1107 nt
Organism: Fusarium musae
Lineage: Eukaryota; Fungi; Ascomycota; Sordariomycetes; Hypocreales; Nectriaceae
Gene: FSR4
Product: fusarubin cluster-oxidoreductase
Exons: 3
Coding region: 1-1107 (368 amino acids)
Molecular function (GO): oxidoreductase activity, acting on NAD(P)H
Source: RefSeq, a predicted model, not a curated record
AUGUUUUCUCAUUUGCGCAAUCGCAUCUCAGUAAAUCGUCUUCAGGCACUCUCUUCACAAAUCAGAGCUGUCAGCACAAUGAAAGAAGCUAUUGUAUCGCGCGGACCAAAAGUCCAUAUCAUUGACAGCCCGAUACCGAAGGCGGGACCUGGGCAAGUUGUUGUCAAGAUUGAGUAUGCGGCCAGUAACCCCAAGGAUUGGAAGCGACCUGAGUAUUGGGGAAGUAAGGCGACCAUGAACCAGGGCGAUGACCACUCUGGAGUAGUUCAUGAGGUUGGUGAGGGAGUCUCUGACUUCAAAAUCGGUGAUCGCGUCGCGGCUAUGCACGAGGGGAAGCAGCCUGGUGGGAGUUACGCUGAGUAUGGUGUAAGCUGGGCAUACACCACCAUUCAUCUACCGGAGCACACUACUUUUCAAGAGGGCGCUGCCAUACCCUUCGCUACAUUCACUGCGGCUUGUGCUCUCUACGCAAAGCUCAAUCUCCCCUGGCCGACGCAGCCAAUCUCCGACGAUCAAAAGGUACCUCUCGUGAUUUGGGGCGCUUCAUCAGCUGUCGGAUCAUACGCAGUUCAAUUGGCCAAGAAGUCUAACAUUCACCCUCUCAUCUGCAUUGCUGGUCGCGCGCAGGAGUACGUGGAGAGAAUGAUUGAUGGAUCCAAGGGCGACACAGUCAUUGACUACAGAAUGGGACGCGAGGCAGUCGCUCGAAAGAUCAAGGCUCAUCUCAGAGGUCAAAAGCUAGAGUACGCUUUUGAUGCUGUAUCCGAGAUGGGAUCUUACCAGACUAUUUGCGAUGUUCUUGACCAUCAGACUGGGAAGAUCACUCUUAUUAUUCCUGCACAGAGCUAUUCUGAUAUCCCAAAGACCAUUGAGAAGUCUGUUACUACGGUUGCUAGUGUACACGAAGAUCUGAAGGAGUUUGCCCGGGCGUUCUCGAUUGACUUUGCGAGAGGGCUGGAGGACGGAUGGCUAAAGGCGCAUCCACAAGAGGUUGUGCCUUGGGGAUUGGAGGGGAUAGAGAAGGGACUGGUAGACUUGAAGAAAGGGAAGGCUAGUGCGGUGAAGUAUGUCUACAAGAUUGCGGAUACGCCAGGAAUAGAGUCUUGA